Molecule: messenger RNA, 390 nt
Organism: Cylicostephanus goldi
Lineage: Eukaryota; Metazoa; Nematoda; Chromadorea; Rhabditida; Strongylidae
Source: the annotation of a GenBank genome assembly
UUGUUAAGAGUUUUGAAAAGGCGGAAGUUUAUCACAGAAGAACGAGGGAAACGAAAGAAAGAUGCGGACGAAAGUGACACCGAACGUGCUUACGACGAAGAAGUUUCGGAUAGUAUCAUGAACUUGGAUGUGGUUAGAACAGUCAUUGAACAAGCUCUGUCCGCAGUCCCACCGGCUCAGGCUUCCGGUAUGCUGGUGGAAAUGUGGAAGGAAUGCAACAACGUUUCGUUGAUUCCUAACAUUGAAAAAAUCAAGAAUUUUAUUGUGGACAAAUUGAAAGAAUUUGACAAUGAGGACACGAGGUUAUUUGAGAUUGAGGAGGCCUGCAAGGGUGGAAGCAGCGAUUUUGGCAGAACGUCGUCUGGUUUGUUCAAUCCGCAUUCCGAUUAA